UGGUAGACAGACAGUGGCGCUGCAGUGGCAGUAAAUUCAUGGAGGCACACACCGCACGCACAAUAUCACAAGAUAGGAAGCGAUUUCAGAUAGCAACAAUUAAAGGCUGUCAGAGAGAUUGUAGUGUUUCGUUAAAUGUGAACCUAACGGCUAUAAAAAUAGUCUCUAAUGUGUUUAUGAAAUAGUAAAUAUAAUAGUGGUUGCGAACAGUAUUAUUCCAAAGGUAAAAGACUCGUUAAAGAUGUCUUCCCUCCAAAAGUCGAUUUUAAAAUCUAAGCUACCACCGUCGGGUGUCAAUUUUGGAGUCGGCUCUAGGGUUAGCAAAUCGAAAGGAUUUCAACGUAAGAGAGAUUAUGAUCCAGUUCAAUGGACCCCAUAUUUUGAUGAGGCUCAGGAUAUAGAAAUAGGAAGUGACAAAUUCCAUAUUUAUACUAAGGGUACUGAAGGACCUACAUUAGUAUUGUUACAUGGAGGUGGCUAUGGUGGACUAACUUGGGCAGAAUUUACUAAAUCUAUUAUGACUAUGAUAGUCUGUAAAGUUAUGGCAAUUGACCUUAGAGGUCACGGAGAUUCUCAUACAUCGAAUGAUGACGAUUUGUCUGCAGAUACGUUAGCUGAGGAUGUUGCAGGAAUCAUAAAAGCAACAACAGAAAAUAAUCCUGUGAUUUUAGUGGGUCACAGUAUGGGUGGUGCAGUAGCUGUUAGGGCUGCAUCAUUAAUUCCAAAUUUACAUGGAUUAGGGGUUAUUGAUGUCGUCGAAGGAACAGCUAUAGAUGCAUUAGCAUCGAUGCAAAGUUUCCUAAGAUCUCGGCCAUCUAGUUUUAGUUCUAUUUCUCAAGCUAUAGAGUGGUGUGUACGAAGUGGCCAAAUCCAUAACAUACAAUCAGCUAAGGUCUCAGUUCCUGGACAAAUAAAAAACAUCGAAACUGAUAAACUAGCUACUCAUGAUAUUGAUUCAUUGUCGCAAUCUCAACCGACAUGCGAAUGUAAUUCGGACGACAUAAUUCCACGAGAAGAUAUUAUACAAGAAGAGGAGCCAACAAAUAUGCCUCCACCAGCAACCCCUUCAACUACUAGUGUUACAAAAAAAUAUGUCUGGAGGAUAGACCUUUCCAAAACUGAACAACAUUGGUUGGGAUGGUUUAAAGGUUUAUCAACGGCAUUCUUAGAUGUACCACUUCCAAAGCUGCUAUUGUUAGCUGGAGUUGAUCGGCUAGACCGGGAACUCACAGUCGGACAAAUGCAAGGCAAAUUUCAAAUGCAAGUAUUACCAGCAUGCGGACACGCGGUACACGAAGAUGUUCCGGACAAAGUUGCAGAAGCAAUUGCUACUUUUAUGGUUAGACAUAAAUUUGCGGAACCAGCAUCGGACUUUCCACGAACAUUUCCUGCUUGCUAGGAUAAUUAUAAAAAGUACAAUGGGCACUGUGUUAAGUGAUGCGAUUACAAAAAAUUUGGUGAAUUAAUUAAGAAAUGAGCACUUUAUUUAUUUAGAAAAGGUAUGUUCAUAAAAUAUAUAUAUAUGAAUAAAUGU
Molecule: messenger RNA, 1534 nt
Organism: Ceratina calcarata
Lineage: Eukaryota; Metazoa; Arthropoda; Insecta; Hymenoptera; Apidae
Product: protein phosphatase methylesterase 1
Exons: 8
Coding region: 242-1399 (385 amino acids)
Biological process (GO): protein demethylation
Molecular function (GO): protein methylesterase activity
Source: RefSeq, a predicted model, not a curated record